Messenger RNA from Neofelis nebulosa (Clouded leopard), 2953 nucleotides. It is a transcript of the gene SPDYA, whose product is annotated as speedy/RINGO cell cycle regulator family member A. Gene Ontology annotation, cellular component: nucleoplasm. Gene Ontology annotation, biological process: positive regulation of cyclin-dependent protein serine/threonine kinase activity; positive regulation of cell population proliferation; G1/S transition of mitotic cell cycle. The transcript has 7 exons. The coding region runs from base 1469 to 2398 and encodes 309 amino acids. Gene Ontology annotation, molecular function: protein kinase binding. NCBI's taxonomy places the organism in Eukaryota, Metazoa, Chordata, Mammalia, Carnivora, Felidae. The record is from RefSeq and is a predicted model, not a curated record.
CCAUAAGGAUUCUGUUUUUUAAGAGUUAUUUUAUUUUAGCAAAACGGUGAUAAGCCCAUCUUUCUUCCCUAAAGCAAUGGCUAAUAUUUAACCACUAAGUCACAAUUUAUUUUGCAUAUUGACAAUGCAAAUGCUUGACUUAAAUUUUUAUAAAGUGUAAGCUUAUAAGCUGGGUUUGUUUUCCUGGCAGGGUGACAGUAAGUAAUAUCGGGCUGCAUACCAUGAUGUUUUACACAUGAUUUCAUUUAAUUUUGAAAACACUUCUUUGGUGGUUAAAGGAUAUGGGCCUUUGGUGUCAGACGUUCCUGGAUUCAAAUCCUAGGUUUAUCACUCGUUAAUUAUGUGACCAUGGGCAAAUUUCUUCUUCCCCAAGCCUCAAAUUUCUCAUCUAGAAAAUAAGGAUAAAAUAAUACCCAUUUUAUAGAAAUGUUCUGAGGAUUAAAUGAGAUAAUGCAUGUGAAACUUUUCGCACAGUGCCUGGCACAUAUUAAGUGUUCAGUGUAAGGCUGCAAUUAUAAGGAAGUUAAGGUUUCCCUGCCUGCCCUGAAUCGCCAUCAGAUGUUGCUAUUAGAUUUUUCAUAUAGGCAGCUGAGUCUCCCAAUACUGAUUCUGUCGUAUGAUUCUGUGCACCACACCCUAACACUCUUUAUAUUACCCCCAGAGAAAACAAAUUAUUUUAGAUACCUAUAAAUUAGCUGUGGUAUAUUUACCAAAGGGGGGAAAAAACCCCAGACAUCCUAUUCAAGUGUGAAUUCUAGUACAAUUUUUUUUCAGAUUGGUGGAGUCCACAUAAAAACCCACUACAGGGUUUUACCAUUUGAGUGUAGUUUCUUCUGGUUCCUUCCUUCUUCCCUGUCUCUUACCCUUUCUCAUAUUUUUAGUUGCCUUGCAUUCUUUUCCUCUUGCUUCCAUGAGAACUCUAUUUUCAGUAUAUCUAAAUGAAGAGCAUAAUUUAAAACUACCUCAAGUUGGAAUAUGAGUAAGAAUGUAGCAUUGAUCGCUUCUCUCCUUAGUGUCUCCAUAACUUUUCUGCCAGUGUUUGCUGAUUAACUUCAAUGAAUCUCUGGGGAAUUUCACAGUUCUUUCUCUAUUUCCUCAAAUUUCAUAUGAAGUAUCCCAACACAUAUAUAGAAUUUAACGGAAUAGUGUAAAGCUAUACUAUGAACAUAUUUAUCUAUUUGAUUGACAAAAUUUGCCUUCUGGCUUCAUGAUAUGUCCGUGGUUAUCUUAGUAUAACAACACUUUUAAAGUUACCUAACAUUGAGUAAAACUUACCUUCUGGGAGAUAUGCCAUAGUUAUUCUAUAUUCUGGCACAUUCCACCCCCAAGCCUAGCUCCCAGUUUGAGAAGCCUGACUUUAAUUUUUUCCAUCUAGAUUGUAAGGCUGCUCUUACUUCGGGGGAAAAAAAAAAAAGAUGCAGAUGAGACCUCCAGCUGUCUCCCAGACGAGGAAUCUUGGGAAACCAAAAUGAGACAUAAUCAGCUGUGUUGUGAGACACCGCCUACUGUCACUGUUCAUGUAAAAUCAGGGUCAAAUAGAUCACAUCAGCCUAAAAAACCCAUUAAUCUGAAGCGUCCUAUUUUUAAAGAUAGUUGGCCAGCAUCUGAAAAAAAUGCACAUAAUAGCAACAAGUCUAAACGCCCCAAAGGACCCUGUCUAGUUAUACAGCGACAGGAAAUGACUGCUUUCUUUAAAUUAUUUGAUGACGAUUUAAUUCAAGAUUUCUUGUGGAUGGACUGCUGCUGUAAAAUUGCAGACAAGUAUCUUUUGGCUAUGACAUUUGUUUAUUUCAAGAGAGCUAAAUUUACCAUAAAUGAGCAUACCAGGAUAAAUUUCUUUAUUGCUCUGUAUCUGGCUAAUACAGUUGAAGAAGAUGAAGAAGAAUCCAAAUAUGAAAUUUUUCCAUGGGCUUUAGGGAAAAACUGGAGAAAAUUGUUCCCUAAUUUCUUAAAAUUAAGGGACCAACUCUGGGAUAGAAUUGACUAUAGGGCUAUUGUAAGCAGGCGAUGCUGUGAGGAGGUUAUGGCUAUUGCCCCAACCCAUUAUAUAUGGCAGCGGGAACGCUCUGUGCAUCACAGUGGAGCUGUUAGAAACUACAACAGAGAUGAAGUUCAACUGCCCCGAGGACCUAGUGCCACCCCAGUAGACUGUUCACUCUGUGGUAAAAAAGGAAGAUAUGUUAGACUGGGAUUGUCUUCAUCAUCUUCAUCCAGUGAUACAGUAGAGGUGAUGGAAAAACAUUCUCAGGAAUCACACAAGUCAAUGGACGUAGUAGUCAAUCCUUCUCAAGCUUAUAGCUAUUCUCAAGCCAACGACCAUCAAUCAGACAAAGAAAAGAAAACUAAUUUUAUGAAGAAAGACAAAUCUAUGGAGUGGUUUACAGGAAGUGAAGAAUGAAAUGGCUCAACUAAACCAACUUGGAAUCAUUAACUACAAAAUGUCAAACUACAAGACAAGUGUCAAAAUGGGACAUUUAAAUUGUUUUGAAAUGUUACACAUCUUCCUUCAGCUUUUGUUAUUUUUUGAAAUUAUAUGUAAAAGUUAUACAAAUCAUAUACAAAAAAUUUCAAUCUAUGAAAGUAGUGUUUUGCAAUAUAAAGUUCUAUUGUGAUACCUUUCGUUCUUCACAUCAGUUGCUAUCCUCUGAGGUACUCAGUUAAGUUGUGGUUUAAACUUCCUCAGCUUGACAAGAAAUGCUAAUUUAAGGAGAGAGAAAAAAAGUAAGGUCAUUACAAUAAUUAGAAGAAAACACCAUUUAAUAUGACCUGAAAACAUCACUCACCUGUAUGACCAGUUUGCCAGUGUAUAGGUCUAGCAAUAUAGGGAAAUGAUCCAUAUGGAAAAUCCGAAUGUGAUUCUUCUGUUGUAGAACAAAAUAUAUAUUAUAAGCUACAUAAAAUAUGUUAUAAUUUGCUCACAAAACUGUUAAAAUACAAAUUACUGUUUCUUUAA